Molecule: messenger RNA, 285 nt
Organism: Exophiala viscosa
Lineage: Eukaryota; Fungi; Ascomycota; Eurotiomycetes; Chaetothyriales; Herpotrichiellaceae
Exons: 3
Coding region: 1-285 (94 amino acids)
Source: RefSeq, a predicted model, not a curated record
AUGUCAUUCACCCGCAGCCCUCUUUUCCCAAUCUUCAACCUUCUCACAAAUUUGACUGCCGUGGGAGGUGCGACAUAUUAUCUGCAGACGUGGCACAAGUUCAACUACGAGGAGCAUGAAGCACGCAUGGAUGAGCUUGAGGGCACCUUGAGAGGCCACAUCGGGCUUAUCGAAGAAUCUCUUGACCGUUUGGAAGGCAAAGGCAAGGAGUCGGACAGAGGGAAGAAAAUGGACGAAUACUACGGGAAGCGUGGCCAUGAUAGUAAGGAUGACACCAAAAAGUGA